AGAUCUAUCUAAGCUCAGCUAGCUAGCUGUAAGUUGGUGUUAGAACUAUAGCCUCCGCUGCAACUGUACUGGGGAUUUGGCAUUAUGAGUUGGGACGUUAUUGCACUCGAUUUUGGUAGCGAAGAAACCGCUAACUUUGGAACUCGUCAAGAGUCAGGGACGGCUCUUUUCCAAGUGCAGACUUUGGCUACAAUUUCCAAUUCAAGUCAUGAAACGGUCACUCGCCUUCCUCAUGUCACAGCAUCCGGCUCUCAGGCUGGUAUGUGUGUUACAGCAGAUACAAAUGCUUCUUUGUUCAAUGACGGUUGCCAGGCCCUGAGCGCCGCUCUAAGUUUUGAGUCUGUGAUAGAACUCGCAGCUUGGGCAAAUGACCUGCCAUUCUUGAUCCUUGCUGAACGAAACGGAACUGUCCAUGUGUACCAAAGUGGCUUGAACAGGCUUCUCAUCUCACAGACACUACUGGAAAGAAGCGAGGAUGAAUUGGACAGUGUCUGUUUUAAACAGAUCAGCAUUACGGAGGAUACGGAAGGUAAACAUGUUAUUCUGCUGUUAGCAUCAACAAGCAUGCUAUUCAGGCUGUCCAAUGUAGACCUGAGGAAACUUCACGACGUGAUCCAGAAUGGAGACUUAGCAUCUGCCAAACAGCUGCAAGGAGAGAUUGCUUUGGACGAAACAGAUUUGUCUGCUGUCCACGAGGAAGGUGUCACUGACCUAGCAACCAUUGUUGUGGGUGGACAGAUACAUAUUGUGACUGCAGGUGGAGGUGACUAUGUUUUGGCCAUUUGGAAAUGUCAGAAGCGGAUAACUGUUCGCCGAAGACUGAAGAAAAAUAUGUUCAUGGCUGGAGAACAACUCAUCAAAUGUGUUGUCAGUGGGAAAUACAUCUUUACUUUAGAUGAUGAGCAUAAAUUGUGUUGUUGGAAUGCUUCUCUAAUACUUGUGUGUUCAUGGCCGCUGAAAGUGAGGGACUUCUUCCUUACUGCUGACAACAACAACAGUGAGGCAAAACCCCAAUUCCAGCUUGUGAUGUUGACGGUCCCGGACAAAAAUGAAAGUAACUUGAAAGUCUACGACCUUCCCAGCAUGCAGUGCACCUACACACUCUCCGUCGGUCCUCUCUCCGUGCUAGCAGACACACCAAACAAUCAGGACUCCAUCUUCCUGGUAGAAGGGCGCAAUGAAGAUGAGGAUGGUUCCAGCACGGUCGGUAUGUUGAUGGUACGAUGUCUGAUGGAGGCGCUACCUGAGACUCGUUUUCAUCGUCUCCUGCACAAGAAGGAGUUUGAUGAAGCGGAGAAGUUUGCCAAGCUUUUCAGCCUCAACACUGAACUUGUCUACCGAAGCAAGGCCUUGGCCCUUCUAGAGCAAGCAUCAUCCUGGAGCCCUGCCGCCCUACGAGGGAGCCCUGUAGGGGAUGAUAACAAGCUGUGCGGGGACAUGAUGGCAUGCCUAGAGAAGAUCGCUGAUGUUGAGUUUGUGGUUGAUGUCUGCUCCAAGGCUGCCAUGCCUGCCUUUGAAGACACGGCAAAAAUCCUGCAAUAUGCUAGGACUAGAACAAAGAGUUGA
Molecule: messenger RNA, 1566 nt
Organism: Strongylocentrotus purpuratus (purple sea urchin)
Lineage: Eukaryota; Metazoa; Echinodermata; Echinoidea; Camarodonta; Strongylocentrotidae
Product: kinetochore-associated protein 1-like
Exons: 14
Coding region: 85-1566 (493 amino acids)
Biological process (GO): mitotic spindle assembly checkpoint signaling; mitotic sister chromatid segregation; protein localization to kinetochore involved in kinetochore assembly
Cellular component (GO): RZZ complex; kinetochore microtubule; cytoplasm
Molecular function (GO): small GTPase binding
Source: RefSeq, a predicted model, not a curated record